Messenger RNA from Erinaceus europaeus (western European hedgehog), 786 nucleotides. RefSeq names its product basic proline-rich protein-like. Lineage: Eukaryota; Metazoa; Chordata; Mammalia; Eulipotyphla; Erinaceidae. Bases 1 to 786 code for a protein of 261 amino acids. The record is from RefSeq and is a predicted model, not a curated record. The transcript is spliced from 4 exons.
AUGGGGGGGGGUGGUGGAGCAGUUGGGACACUGGCAGCUGGCGAAAGAGGUCUCUUCCACUUGGGAGCCCUCUUGGAAACCUUCCUGGACCCCGCCGCGCGCAGACCCCGCGCCUUGAGCCCGGGGCCGGAGGCUCGAGCCCGGCAGCCCGCGGGUCCUCGGGGGCGACCCCGUCGCGCACCCCAACUCCGGCUCGGUCCGCCGCGCGCCGCGCCGCCCUCCCGCCAUGGCCCGGGCCCCGGGGCCCGCCGCCCACCGCCCGCCACCCUUCGCGCCCCGGGGGCGCAGCUGAUCCCCAGUCGGCGGGGGGGCGGCUGGCGGGGCCGGGGUCCCCCUCGAUUUCCAGUCCGGGGGAGGGACGCGUCGCUCUUCGUCUCCGACCCAGACGACCCCCUGCAGCCGCCAAGUCCAUGCCAAGGUUCCCUGCUGGGUGCAGACAUGGCUGAGAGCUCCUCACCGCCCCCCUCGACUACCACAGCCCCGGCCACUGAGCGGAGCAUCACAGAGCAGCCGGGGCCUCAGAGCCCCCCUCCCUCACCUCCAGGCCCCGCGGAGCCCCUGGAUGAAGUGGACCCUGAUGUUCCCCACCCAGACUUGGCGCCCGUUGCCUUCUUCUGCCUGCGACAGACCACCAGCCCUCGGAACUGGUGCAUCAAGAUGGUGUGCAACCCAUAUCCUUUGCUCCUGGCUUGCCUGUGUGUGUGUGGCAUCUGUUCUCCCUGGUGGAUCCCCACCUGCAUGCCCACUUCUGGGGGGUUGGAGAACUGGGGUAAGGAGGACAUGUAA